CCCAUGGCUCCCCAAGAAGAAGAGUUCAGCAUUUGUGAAGAAGCCAUUGUGUGGCCCAGCAGGUUUAACCAGGCACAGCCCCUUUCUCUUUGCAAUGCCAAUUGUCCUUUGGGUUUUCAAAAAACAAAGAAGGAAGGGAAACCGUUUUGCUGCUAUGAUUGCAUUAUAUGUCCAGAAGGGAAGAUUUCCAACCAGACAGACAUGGAUGAAUGCUUUCAGUGCCCACAAGAUCAUUACCCAAAUGUGGAAAAGGAUUCUUGCCUGCCAAAGAACAUACAAUUCUUGUCUUAUGGAGAACCACUGGGGAUCUCUUUGGCCUGUUUUGCUCUUUCCUUGUCCUUCCUUACAGCUUUGGUGCUUUGGAUUUUCAUUAAGCACCGUGAAACUCCCAUAGUCAAAGCCAACAACCGCAACCUCUCCUACACUCUCCUCACCUCCCUCUUGUUUGCUUUCCUUUGUGCUUUGCUAUUCAUCGGUCAACCUGAGAAAGUGACAUGUCUCCUUCGACAAACAGCUUUUGGCAUCAUCUUUUCAGUGGCAGUUUCUUGUGUGUUGACAAAGACAAUCAUUGUGGUCCUUGCUUUCAUGGUCACCAAACCAGGGUCCAGCAUGAGGAAAUGGGUGGGGAAACAACAGGCCACCUUCAUUGUUCUUUCCUGUUCCUUGAUUCAGGCUGCUCUUUGUACUGUGUGGCUGGCAACUUCUCCUCCAUUCCCAGAUUUAGACAUGCACUCAAUGAGUAAAGAAAUUGUUCUGGAAUGUAAUGAAGGGUCAGUCACCAUGUUCUACUGUGUCUUGGGGUUUAUGGGCUUGCUGGCCAUUGUCAGCUUCUCUGUAGCCUUCCUAGCCAGGAAGCUACCCGACAGUUUUAAUGAAGCCAAGUUUAUCACCUUCAGCAUGCUGGUAUUUUGCAGUGUGUGGCUGUCCUUUGUUCCAACUUACUUAAGCACAAAAGGAAAAUAUAUGGUGGCUGUGGAGAUCUUCUCCAUCUUGGCCUCCAGUGCUGGUUUACUAGGCUGUAUAUUUUCACCAAAAUGUUAUAUUAUUGUAGUGAAGCCUGAAUUGAAUAGCAAGGAGCAACUCAGAAGGAAGAAUUGA
Messenger RNA from Podarcis muralis (Common wall lizard), 1098 nucleotides. The record is from RefSeq and is a predicted model, not a curated record. NCBI's taxonomy places the organism in Eukaryota, Metazoa, Chordata, Lepidosauria, Squamata, Lacertidae.